Messenger RNA from Trichosurus vulpecula (common brushtail), 631 nucleotides. RefSeq names its product glutathione S-transferase P-like. Gene Ontology annotation, molecular function: glutathione transferase activity. Gene Ontology annotation, cellular component: cytosol. The record is from RefSeq and is a predicted model, not a curated record. The transcript has a single exon. NCBI's taxonomy places the organism in Eukaryota, Metazoa, Chordata, Mammalia, Diprotodontia, Phalangeridae. The coding region runs from base 55 to 579 and encodes 174 amino acids. Gene Ontology annotation, biological process: glutathione metabolic process.
UCCUGGGAUGCAGCUUCCUGCUCCGUUCCUUCCUGUGUGCCGCUAUCUCUAGAAAUGCCUCCUUACACCAUCACCUACUUCCCUGUCAGAGGGCGAUGCGAGGCCACGCGGAUGCUCCUGGCUGACCAGGGCCAGGAUUGGAAGGAGGAUGUAGUGACCAUGGACAUGUGGAUGAAGGGGGACCUCAAGGCCAGCUGUCUCUACGGCCAGCUCCCCAAAUUCACAGACGGAGACUUGACCCUGUACCAGAGCAAUGCCAUCCUGAGAUACCUGGGGCGCAAAUAUGGGCUCUAUGGGAAGGAUGAUCGAGAACAGGCUCUCUUGGAUGUGGCCAAUGACGGGUUGGAGGACCUCAGGCGCAAGUACCUUGGCCUCAUCUACCAGAAUUAUAUCUCUUUCGCGGAUUACAAUCUGCUGGACCUGCUGUUGGUUCACCAGACAUUGGCUCCCCAGUGCGUGGAUGACUUCCCCUUACUGUCUGCCUAUGUUGCUCGUCUCUCCUCCCGGCCCAAGCUCAAAGCCUUCCUGGCCUCACCCCAGCACACUGGUCUCCCCAUCAAUGGCAAUGGUAAACAGUGAGGGCUCAGGCCUGACCCUUGUCUGGCAAUAAAAGCUUUCAAACAAAAAAAAA